CGCAGAGUAAAGAAUCCGCUAUCCUUUGCAUCGCUUUGGAGUAACCAGGAUCAUCGAGAGGGUUCUGUAGUGGCAGGAUAGCUAUUCUCGUUGGAUUAAAUACAUCCAAUUCUUUUACAUUUUUAUUACACAUAAUACAUAGAUGUUUAUUUGGUGGCAGCAUAUAUUUCUCAUGUAGGGAUUUUGUCAUUGACACAUGCCGCUGUUGCAUUUCUGCACAGCUCAGCUCUCUGUGUGAGCCGUCGGUCUGUUAUUACAGUAUCUACAGUUUAUAGCCAGUAAUAAAACACAUCUUCCUUGACCCACCGAUCUGAUUUCUGGACUCUCAUCACUGCAUUCAAGAGAUGGACGAAGAAUAUCAAAUACCUGAGGAGCUCUCACUGGAAGAGAGGGAUGAGCUGUCAAACAUCCGGCGGAGGAAGAGAGAGCUGCUGGAUGAUAUUGAGCGCUUGAAGUUUGAGAUAGCUGAAGUCAUGACUGAGAUUGAGCAACUAACGUGUGUAGGAGAGAGCAAAAUGAUACAGAGGAACAAACAGAUUGCCAUGGGGAGGAAGAAAUUCAACAUGGAUCCUAAGAAGGGGAUCCAGUUUCUCCUGGAAAACAACCUUCUGCAGCACACCCCAGAAGACAUCUCUCAGUUCCUAUACAAGGGUGAGGGCCUGAACAAGACUGUCAUCGGAGAUUACUUAGGGGAGCGAGAUGAGUUUAACCUCGAUGUACUACAGGCGUUCGUAGAGCUUCAUGAGUUUGCUGACCUCAACCUCGUCCAGGCCUUAAGGCAGUUCCUGUGGAGUUUUCGUCUACCUGGUGAGGCUCAGAAAAUUGACCGGAUGAUGGAGGCGUUUGCCUCGCGGUACUGCGGCUGUAACCCUGGGGUGUUCCAGUCAACAGACACCUGUUAUGUGCUGUCGUUUGCCAUCAUUAUGUUGAACACCAGCCUGCACAACCCCAAUGUCAGAGACAAGCCCUCUGUAGAGAGAUUCAUCUCCAUGAACAGAGGUAUCAAUGAGGGAGGAGACCUGCCAGAGGAACUACUCAGGAAUUUAUUUGACAGCAUAAAAAAUGAGCCCUUCAAAAUCCCAGAGGACGAUGGCAACGAUCUGACACAUACAUUCUUCAACCCUGACAGAGAAGGAUGGCUACUGAAACUAGGUGGAAGAGUGAAGACCUGGAAGAGACGGUGGUUCAUUCUGACUGACAACUGCCUGUACUACUUUGAAUACACAACGGACAAGGAACCUCGUGGGAUCAUUCCUUUGGAGAACCUCAGUAUAAGAGAGGUGGAUGAGCCCAGGAAACCUAACUGUUUCGAGCUCUACAACCCCAACCACAAGGGUUUGUUGAUCAAGGCGUGUAAGACUGAGGCGGACGGCCGGGUCGUCGAGGGCAACCACACAGUGUACAGGAUAUCAGCGCCCACCACAGAGGAGAAGGAGGAGUGGAUCAAAUCCAUCAAAGCAAGCAUCAGCAGGGAUCCUUUCUAUGACAUGCUGGCAACCAGGAAGCGGAGAAUAGCCAAUAAGAAGUGAGGAGGAGUGCCUGGCCACAUCCUCCCCAUCAUCAGUGACACCAGCAUAGACCCCAGUCUGUCCAGGAGACCCUCUUUCACUCAGCCCAGGGACAGGACACAUGGCUGCACGGCCACAGCAGAGACCAGGGUAAGGGGAUCCAGAUGUCGUGGGGAAUUGACUUUGGAUGUUACACCUCUCCACUUCAUCAGCAUGGAUAAAGGACAAGAUGGGGAAGGGCACUUGAUAUUUUGGUCAUCAGUUUCUUUUCAGAUGUUGUAUGUGUGAAUACAAUUCACACAACUGUAAAUUCUAUGAAGUGUGAAUGUACAGUAUUGAGGACUAAAUGAGAAAUCGUAUGGUCUGUGCUUACCCAAUGUCCCCACACAGACUGAGCUUUCGUCAGCCAUAUAAGCAUGCUCAAAGAAACAUGUAUAUUGUUGCCCUCUAGUGGGUGAGUUGAGUAUGAUUUCAAUGUCAGAAGACCCUAAAUUUAUGAAUCAGCUGGUCUGAUUUUCCACCCCUGAAACGAUUGACACUAAUAAAAUAGGGAUGGGUUUUUAUUUUUUUCAAUUUUUGUUUAACAAUGAGAUGCCCAUGCCAGAUAUCUCUAUGGUGAAGGAUGCCAUUUUGUCUUAGAGCUAUAAUACAUUGUCAUGUUUGUGGGACAGUUAUCUAAAGCUAGUUUAUGUAUUGAUUCAAAGUCCACCGCUAUAAAUCUUUUUUUUUCUCUCCA
Molecule: messenger RNA, 2244 nt
Organism: Oncorhynchus nerka (sockeye salmon)
Lineage: Eukaryota; Metazoa; Chordata; Actinopteri; Salmoniformes; Salmonidae
Product: cytohesin-3-like
Exons: 13
Coding region: 345-1529 (394 amino acids)
Biological process (GO): regulation of ARF protein signal transduction
Molecular function (GO): guanyl-nucleotide exchange factor activity
Source: RefSeq, a predicted model, not a curated record